UAUCCCGCACAGUAUGACUGUCAGGAAAAUCCUUUAUUUUAUUAAUUUACGUCACCGUUACAUUAGUAGUUAGCAGGGAGCUAGCUGUAUAUUAUGGUAGCUGGCUAGCAAAGGUCCAUAGUAAAAACGUUUCAUUUUAUUGAAACAUGUUCAUGUUUUAAUGUUAGGUACAGCAGGUACAAUCGCUGGACGUUCUUAACUCUUCUAAACAGUAAGUAAUUACGUUGCAGAAAACCUGUUUACUUGUCUUACCAAAACAGCUAGCAUGCUAUUGAGCAUCUAAUUCAUUGAGCUUCCUCACACAGAAAUACAUAAUUUGUUUUAUUGUGCGCGUCAUUGUUGUCUCAGAAAACAUUCAGAGACCUUUAAGUGGGUCUGUAUAUUUAUGUGCCUUAAUGUGUGGCUAAUAAGUGUCUUUUUUGCAGGUGUAAUCAAGCAUAGUAUCCGAACUUCUUCUGUGGGUCAGAGCGGUCUACCUAUCCAUAUCAAAUGGAUAAUGGGGACUGGGGGCAUAGGUUGACUCACCCAGUCACCUUAAAUGUCGGAGGUCACCUCUACACGACCUCUGUCUCCACUCUUCAACGUUACCCAGAUUCCAUGCUGGGCGCCAUGUUCCGCGGCGACUUCCCCACCACACGGGACGCUCAGGGAAACUACUUCAUCGAUCGGGACGGGACGCUUUUCCGCUACAUAUUAAACUUCCUGCGCACAUCCGAGCUCACUCUUCCUGUUGACUUCAUGGAGAUGGACCUUCUGCGUAAAGAAGCUGACUUCUAUCAGAUCGAGCCUUUAAUCCAAUGCCUCAAUGACCCAAAACCUCUGUACCCACUGGAUACUUUUGAGCAGGUGGUGGAGUUGUCCAGCACCCGCAAGCUGUCUAAGUACUCGAACCCAGUAGCGGUUAUUAUCACGCAACUAACCAUAACCACCAAGGUCCACUCGCUGCUUGAGGGAAUAUCCAACAGCUUCACCAAGUGGAACAAACACAUGAUGGACACCAGAGACUGUCAGGUGUCUUUCACCUUUGGACCAUGUGACCACCAUCAAGAGGUGUCUCUAAGGGUCCACCUCAUGGACUACAUCACCAAACAGGGAUUCACGAUUCGAAACACACGGGUACACCACAUGAGUGAGCGUGCUAACGAGAACACAGUGGAGCAUCAUUGGACUUUCUGCCGGCUAGCAUAUAAAGUAGAAGACUGACAAAUUUAUGAAUGUCAAAUGUGGUUGCUGCUGUUUCCAAUGCAAUGAUUUAAUAUGUAGAAAUUCCAUUGUCAGUUGAGGCCAAGCAAAAGAAAAAGGGAAUGAAAUGUUCAAGAUUUGUUCAAAAUGAAAGCAUCAAAAUGAUAUAUGAUAUAAAUACAUAUUCAGAUGAUACUCAAGCAACGUUCAGUAAUCUAUGGACACCUUGACCAUGUAAAAAAAAAAAACAACAAAAAAAAAAACAACAACAUUGAUUCACCGGAAAAUAUGUUUCAGGUAUUCAGUCAUUCCAUCAGAUGAGAAAUCUGUCAAACAUUGUGCACUAUGUGCAACAUCAAGAUGCAUGUAUUUCUAACACAUUCUUUAAGUAUUAAAUGUCCACAUGCUGUAAAUAGAAAUAAAUUUCAUUGAUUUGUU
Messenger RNA from Ctenopharyngodon idella (grass carp), 1620 nucleotides. RefSeq names its product potassium channel tetramerization domain containing 6b (gene kctd6b). Gene Ontology annotation, molecular function: protein binding. Lineage: Eukaryota; Metazoa; Chordata; Actinopteri; Cypriniformes; Xenocyprididae. Gene Ontology annotation, biological process: protein homooligomerization. The record is from RefSeq and is a predicted model, not a curated record. The coding region runs from base 490 to 1203 and encodes 237 amino acids. The transcript has 2 exons.